ACAUAAAAAGUUGAAAAUGAGGAGAAUUCACUUAAUUUCUUUGUUGUCGUUUAUAUUAAUAAAUCAGGCUACUAAUGCAAUACAGGCGAGAAGUGAUAAGGAUAUACAGGCACAAAGCAUAGUUCCACAUCCGCUACAGCCUUCGCUAACUUCUGCACCAUCAGACUUUAAUCCACUUGGUCCUAAAGUGAUGUGUUCAUUCUUAUCACGGGACUUCAUUGAAUGCAAAGAUCCAAUAGAUCAUCAUAAUAAUAAGACAGCAAAAGCAGAAAAAGGCUAUGGCUGUCUACGUUUCGGCGGUUCCACAUAUGAAGAAGUUGAGCACACGAAAGUGCAAUGUACUGUUUUCCAAGAUAUUGAUUGCUAUGGUCCUCGAACAUUUUACCGUGAUGGUGUACCAUGUAUACGCUACUCGGAUCAUUACUUUGUGACUACACUAAUAUAUAGUAUUCUUUUGGGAUUUCUGGGCAUGGAUAGAUUUUGUCUUGGACAAACAGGCACUGCGGUCGGUAAGCUUCUAACCGUUGGUGGCCUAGGAGUUUGGUGGAUUAUAGAUAUAAUAUUGCUUAUAACAAACAAUCUUUUGCCGGAAGAUGGUAGCAAUUGGAAUCCAUACGUAUAAGUUUUUCUUUAUAUAUGUAUAUGUAUAUAUUUUUAAGUUUUGUGAUACUAGAAAAUAAAGUCUUAAUGUUAAUAAAUUU
This is a messenger RNA of Teleopsis dalmanni, 701 nucleotides long. It is a transcript of the gene amrt, whose product is annotated as TM2 domain-containing protein CG11103. NCBI's taxonomy places the organism in Eukaryota, Metazoa, Arthropoda, Insecta, Diptera, Diopsidae. The record is from RefSeq and is a predicted model, not a curated record. The transcript has a single exon. Bases 17 to 622 code for a protein of 201 amino acids.